Vigna umbellata (rice bean) is the source of this 3113-nucleotide messenger RNA. NCBI's taxonomy places the organism in Eukaryota, Viridiplantae, Streptophyta, Magnoliopsida, Fabales, Fabaceae. The record is from RefSeq and is a predicted model, not a curated record.
AUGUUGAGACCACACAGUACGUACCCCUUCACAUGCAAGAAAAAGUGGCGAAUGGCUUUCACUGCCAUUUCCUUUGUCAAGCUUCUUCACCAUCUCUCCAAGAAAGCUCUUCAUAUGAAGCCCCAAACCCUCUUCCGUUCCUUCUCCUACCGCGCCAUUGAUGUUGGUCCUCCACACGUGUCUUCCCCAAGUGACAAACUUUCCAACGUUGAUCCCAAACUACUCAGUGAAAUGGUAGGGGACAAGAGACUCGACUCUCUCACCCAAUUUGGGGACGUCAAAGAACUCGCUGCACUUCUUGGAACUGAUUUCAAGCUUGGCAUAAGCGACGGCAACGAUGACAUUGAUCGCCGAAAACGUGUUUUCGGUGUCAACGUGUUCACUAGGCCUCGAUCUCGAGGUUUGCUUUCCUUUGUCCUUGAAGCUUUCAAGGAUUCCACUAUCAUCAUCCUUUUGUUUUGUGCCGUGCUUUCCCUUGGCUUUGGAAUAAAGCAACAUGGGUGGAAGGAGGGGUGGUACGACGGAGGAAGCAUCAUCUUGGCGGUUAUUCUCGUUAUUGUCGUGUCUUCCGUGAGUAACUUCAACCAAUCUAGACAGUUCAAGAAGCUUUCUGCGAAGAGUGGCAAAAUAGGAGUUGAAGUGGUACGAGGUGGUCGACGCCAGAGCGUGUCGAUCUUUGAGGUGGUAGUGGGUGACGUUGUGCACUUGAAGAUUGGCGAUCAGGUUCCCGCGGACGGGUUGUUCUUAGAGGGACAUUCGUUGAAGGUGGACGAAUCCAGCAUGUCGGGGGAGAGUGAUCACGUGAAUGUGAACGCUGACGCAAACCCUUUCUUGUUAUCUGGCACAAAGGUCGUUGAUGGUUUUGCACGCAUGCUUGUAACUUCUGUGGGUAUGAACACCGCAUGGGGUGCGAUGAUAGGCUCGAUCACGAGAGAGCUUGAUGAGGAGACACCUUUGCAAGUUCGUCUUAAGAAAUUGACUUCAGCUAUUGGCAAGGUUGGUUUGUUUGUGGCUGCGCUUGUUUUGGUGGUGUCUAUGGUGAGAUACUUCACAGGAAAUACUAGAGAUGAUCUUGGGAACCGAGAAUUUGUCGGAAGAAAGACAAAGUUUGAUGAUGUCAUGAAUGCGGUUGUGGGGAUUGUUGCUGCGGCUGUGACGAUUGUGGUGGUGGCCAUUCCAGAAGGGUUGCCAUUGGCUGUUACGCUGACUUUGGCUUAUUCCAUGAAGAAAAUGAUGAGGGAUAAUGCCAUGGUUAGGAGAAUCUCUGCUUGUGAGACAAUGGGGUCGGCAACAAUAAUCUGCACUGAUAAAACUGGUACUCUUACAAUGAAUGAGAUGAAGGUGAGUGAGGUUAGGGUGGGAAAAAAGCUAAUAUUAGAAGCUGAGAAAUUGGCGCCGAGUUUAGUCCAAUUAUUGAAGGAAGGAAUUGGGCUGAAUACCACUGGAAGUGUUUACCAGCCCCAAGAAAUUUCUCUGCCUGAAAUUUCAGGUAGUCCUACUGAGAAAGCGUUGCUUUCUUGGGCGGUGAUGGAUCUGGGGAUGGACAUUGAUGAAGUGAAGCAGCAUUGUGAGAUAAUUCACGUGGAGACGUUUAACUCUGAGAAGAAGAGAAGUGGGAUUCUUAUGAAGGAGAAGAGAGGAAGCAACAGGGUGCAUACGCACUGGAAAGGUGCUGCUGAGAUGAUAUUGGCGAUGUGUUCAAAUUACUAUGAGAACACGGGGGAAAUCAUGAUCAUGGGCGAUGAAGAACGAGCACAAAUUGGGAACAUUGUGAAGAGCAUGGCUACCAAAAGUUUGCGAUGCAUUGCCUUUGCCCAGAAGAGUUCCAACGGGAAUGAAAACAUUGAAAAGCUUGAAGAGUCUGAGCUAACAUUGUUGGGGAUACUUGGACUGAGAGACCCUUGUAGGCCAGGAGUCGAAGCAGCAGUUGAAUCCUGCAAGAAAGCUGGAGUGAAGAUCAAGAUGAUCACUGGAGAUAAUGUGCACACAGCGAGGGCCAUAGCCUCAGAAUGCGGGAUUCUCGAGCCUGAUGAAGAAUUCGAUGAAGAAGCGGUAGUGGAAGGCUGUCAGUUCAGAAAUUACUCAGCUGAGGAGAGAAUGGAUAAGAUCGAUAGAAUCAGAGUGAUGGCGAGGUCAUCUCCAUUUGACAAGCUUUUGAUGGUUCAAUGUUUGAAGCACAAGGGUGAGGUGGUGGCAGUUACAGGUGAUGGCACAAACGAUGCACCUGCCCUGAAGGAAGCUGAUAUUGGACUUUCCAUGGGAAUAGAAGGCACUGAAGUGGCAAAGGAGAGCUCAGACAUUGUUAUCCUUGAUGACAAUUUCUCGUCUGUGGUCACAGUACUAAGAUGGGGAAGAUGUGUGUACAUAAACAUCCAAAGGUUCAUUCAGUUUCAGCUCACAGUUAACAUUGCUGCACUUGUAAUAAACUUUGUGGCAGCAGUUUCUUCUGGUAAAGUGCCUCUGAAUGCUGUGCAGCUCUUGUGGGUUAACCUGAUCAUGGAUACUCUUGGAGCUUUGGCCUUGGCCACUGAGGAACCGACCAAUGAUCUCAUGAAGAUGCCACCUGUGGGGAGAGUUGAGCCACUUAUAACUAAAGCUAUGUGGAGGAACCUCAUUUCACAGGCAUUAUAUCAAGUGUUUGUGUUACUGAUUUUGCAAUUCAAAGGAAGAUCAAUCUUUGAUGUGAGUGAGAAGGUGAAGAACACUAUUAUUUUCAACAUUUUUGUCCUCUGCCAGGUUUUCAAUGAGUUCAAUGCAAGGAAGCUGGAGAAAAAGAAUAUCUUUGAGGGGCUUGGUAAGAACAAGUUGUUCAUAGUAAUUGUGGGUCUGACUAUGGUUCUUCAGGUUGUGUUGGUUGAGUUUCUGAAGAUGUUUGCUGACACUGAGAGAUUGAGUUGGGGCCAAUGGGGUGUUUGUGUUGCCAUUGCAGCUUUGUCUUGGCCAAUUGGCCUGCUUGUGAAGUGUAUCUCUGUCGGUCCCAGCAAAUAGCUUCACAAGACUGUCAUUCAUGGAAGAUCUUUUAUUUUGCUUUCAUUACUUUUUCUUUCGCAUUGCACACUGUGGUGACCUUUUAUAUUUUUCUUUGACAUGUUCUCUUCAAAUUGAAAGACCCU